This is a messenger RNA of Seminavis robusta, 555 nucleotides long. Lineage: Eukaryota; Bacillariophyta; Bacillariophyceae; Naviculales; Naviculaceae. The record is from the annotation of a GenBank genome assembly.
AUGGCAGAUAUUGAACCGGUGGCGGAUCUGCUGGUUGACUGUUUUGAGACGGAACUGAAAUGGUUCGAGUUUCCAGAACGAGAGGCCAGACGGAAAAAGUACAGGGAUAUGCUGCAGAGUUCCCUCCUCAGACGCAUCCAAAAGGCAUCCUCCUCCGAGGACGAAACCACGCAAAGUCUCUCCUUCAUGUUGUUGGUGGAGUCGGCAAAGGAACCCGGCAAUAAGAUGUUGGGGUUUGUGCAAGUGGGAAUGCUACCUCCACCACCGGGGUUUCAACCAACCAAUGAUGAUAGUGACCAAGCAAUAACCAAAGAUGUUCCCUACAUUGCCAACCUAUGCGUCCUCCCUUCUAACCGGAAACAUGGAAUUGGAAAGAAAAUGGUCGAUAUUUGCACACGGUGGCUGGCAAAGAAAGAGCAACAAAAUGUCUUUAUUGCAGUGGAAUCUGACAAUCUAGUUGCCAAGCGAUUCUAUCAAGGAAUCAACUUUGCAUGGAUUGAACCACCCGGUGUGAGUUCCCAGCGGGAUUACUACUAUCGUCCCAUCUCGUCAUGA